This is a messenger RNA of Anolis carolinensis (green anole), 17311 nucleotides long. RefSeq lists its product as uncharacterized. The coding region runs from base 8551 to 9468 and encodes 305 amino acids. The transcript is spliced from 2 exons. Lineage: Eukaryota; Metazoa; Chordata; Lepidosauria; Squamata; Anolidae. The record is from RefSeq and is a predicted model, not a curated record.
GCAAAUCGAAGGCCGAGCUCGCGAUGCUGGAAAGCAAGGCGACGGAACAUGACGACGCGUCAUCAGGCUUGGCUCCGCCCCCUACUGGCUGGAGGCGGGAGAGGGUUUCGGGCCUGCAUUCUUUGGUCCCUGCAGGCUAUGGCUUUUCUACACUGUGGAAUGAAGGCGGUUUGGCGCUACUUUAACUACCAUGGCGCAAUUCUAUGGGAUCCUGGGAUUCGUAGUUUGGUGAAGGCACUUCCGACUCUUCAUGACCUCAUGGACCAGCCCACGCCAGAGCUUCCUGUCAGCCGUCGCCACCCCCAGCUCCUUCAAGGUCAAGCCAGUCACUUCAAGGAUACCGUCCAUCCAUCUUGCCCUUGGUCGGCCCCUUUUCCUUUUUCCUUCCAUUUUCCCCACCGUCAUUAUCUUCUCCAAGCUUUCCUGUCUUCUCAUGAGGUGGCCAAAGUACUUCAUCUUUGCCUCUGAUACCCUUCGCACCAGUGAGCAGCCGGGCAUUAUUUCCUGGAGUGUGGAUUGGUUGGAUCUUCCUUCAGUCCAAGGUGCUCCCAGAAUUUUCCUCCAACACCACAGUUCAAAAGCGUCUAUCUUCUUUCGCUCAGCCUUCCUUAUGGUCCAGCUCUCGCAUCUAUAGGUUACUACAGGGAAUACCAUUGCUUUCACUAUGCGGACCUUCGUUGCCAGUGUGAUGUCUCUUCAGUAUUUUAUCAAGGUUGCCCAUUGCUCUCCUCCCAAGAAGUAAAGGUCUUCUGAUUUCCUGGCUGCAGUCAGCAUCUGCAGUGAUCUUCACGCAUAGAAAUCCAACAUCUGUCACUGCCUCCAUGUUUUCCCCCUCUAUUUUCCAGUUAUCAAUCAGUCUGGUUGCCAAAGUCUUGGUUUUCUUGAUGUUUAACUGCAACCCAGCUUUUGCACUGUCUUCUUUCACCUUGGUGAUAAGGUUCCUCAGCUCCUCCUUGCUUUCAUCCAUCAGAGUAGUAUCAUCUGCAUAUCUAAGGUUGUUAAUGUUUUUUCCAGCAAUUUAAAUUUCAACCUUGGAUUCAUCAAGCCCUGCACAUUGCAUGAUGUGUCUUGUAAACAAGUUGAAUAGGUUGGGUGAGGAUACAGCAAUGCCGUAUUGCUUUCCCAAUCUUGAACCAGUCUGUUGUUCCAUGAUCUGUUCUUAUUAUUGCUACUUGGUCGUUAUACAGAUUUCUCAGGAGACAGACAAGGUGAUUUGGUAUCCCGAUACCACCAAGAACUUGCCACAAUUUAUUAUGAUCCACAAAGUCAAACGCUUUAGAAUAGUCAAUAAAACAAAAAUACUGUCCAUGUUCUUCUGAAACUCCCUAGCUUCCUCCAUUAUCAAGCAGAUAUUGGCAAUUUGGUCUCUCGUUCCUCUGCCUUUUCUAUAUCCAACGUGUACAUCUGGCAACUCUUACUCCAUGUAUAGCUGAAGUCUUUAGAGAUAUACGGGAUUAAAUACUGCAGCAUUUGCUCUGCCUGUCUAUGAAGCUUCGUACCACUAGAGGGUGUAGACAACACAUGGUUUUCCUAUAGGGAAAAAGCCAUAUGUCAGUGGGUCGUUGUGUGUUUUCCAUGCUGUGUGGCCAUGUUCCAGAAGUAUUAUCUCCUAACGUUUCGCCCACAUCUAUGGCAGGCAUCCUCAGAGGUUAUAAGGUACCUCACAACCUCUGAUGAUGCCUGCCAUAGAUGUGGGUGAAACAUCAGGAGAGAAUACUUAUGGAAUAUGGCCAUACAGCCCGGAAAACACACAACAACCCUGUGAUUCCAGCCAUGAAAGCCUUCAACAACACAUAUGUCAGUCGCUCUCUACCUUCCUAAUGUCACGAUCCCUUAAUACAGCUCCUCAUGUUGUGGUGACCCCCAACCAUUAAUAUAUAUUUUUUGCUAUUUCAUAACUGUAAUGUUGCUACUAUUAUGAAUCAUAAUGUAAAUAUCUGAUAUGCAGGAUAUAUUUUCAUUCACUGGACCAAAUUUGGCACAAAUAACCAAUACACCCAAAUUUGAAUACUGGUGGGGUUGGUGGGUGGAAUAAUUUUGUCAUUUGGGAGUUGCAUUUGCUGGGAUUUAUAGUUCACCUACAAUCAAAGAGCAUUCUGAACUCCACCUACGAUGGAAUUGAACUAAUCAAGGAUUCAAAAGGGGGGGGGGCAGCCAAAGUUAACAAGGAACGAUGAAUACAGCAAAUAUAAGAGUUCUAGGUAAGAACUGUUUUCUGUGUCUCACCAUCUGCAACAAUAGAAAUUAGAGGACUGAAGGAAAAUUUUGAUGGGGUAAGAUUUUUACUGGGGGGCCAUAUUCUUCCCCACCCUCUCUCUGUGCAGAGCUUGUUCUCCUGUGAUUAGAAUCAGUGGAGAUUACAGUCCAUCAACAUUUGCAAAGAACGCAAUCCCCACCCAAUGCUCCUGGCAGAGGAAGAGUCACUUGCAUAAAUCCCAGCAAACCAAAUUGCGUUUCCAGCAGGUUAACAGGUGUUCUGAAAUCCUAGUUUAAUCAAGCAUCAUGUUUGCAUGUUACCAUGCCAUUGUCUCCUCAAAAUAAUGCACGGACAGGCUGUUUGGAAAGAAAUGAGGUCAAUAGGGCAACUCCCUGAGGCACCAGCCAUGUAACUUUUAAGCCCUCCUGGCUCCUGCCUGAAACUUCCUCUCUUGCCUCUCUUUUCCUUUCCAUUUGGUUCAUUUUGUGUCAUGUCUUUUAGAUUAUAAACCUAAGAGCAUGGGCUAUCCUGUUUUAUACUUUUAAAGGGGCAUUUUAAUAGUUUUUAAUGUCUUUAUAGUUUAAUUAAUAAUAACAACUUAAUUUUUGUAUCCACCUCCAUCUCCCCAAGGGAAUCAGAGCGACUUACAUGAGGACAGGCCCGGUCAACAUCAUAGCAUAUAAUCACAUUAAAAUGCAUACACAGUAUCAUAAAACAGAAUAAAAAACAACAAUUAUAACAACAUAGCAGUUGUGAUCGAAUUAAAACAAUCUUGAGCCAACAACCAAUGAGCCUGUAAUAAAAUCCAUUUUAAAAUUACAUUUAAAAAAAUGUUUUUAUUUAUAUUAUCUUUGUUCGAAUAGGUAAACUUCCUUGAAUCCCAAUUCUCUGAAAAAAAGAAGGGAUCUUGUGCUUGAACACAAUUAGAUGCAUGACAGUCUUAGCUCUGCUUGAACUGUAAGCUAUUCUGGGAAUUGUUUUUACUAAAGAGCAAGGUUAAAAUCUUUGAAAUCAGUCAGCCUGGGUUAAUGAAUUAUUUUUUAAUGUUGUUAUUGCAGAAUCCUUGCUUUGAUAACCAGGAAAUUGGGACACUGGUGAUCACUUCUGGGUGGCCCCUCGCUCUUUUCGCUGCAAAACUGACUCACAGUCCCUCUUAGCCUCUGCUUUGCUCCUCUAUUUUUGAUCUGGUUCAAAGCCAAAUGGGGCCCCAAGCAGACUCAUAUGUAGAAAACAAAGUGUUAUGGACUCAUUCAAUCCAUUGUGAAUGCAUGCAAAGAAGCAAGAAACUAAAGGACGGUAAAGCACAAUAUGGUUCUGCUUUGGCAAAGUGCCUUCAAGUUAAGAUUUCUGGUUUAGGGAGAUCAAGAGAAUAAAAAUGUCUGCAUGAAGGAAAAUCAGAAUGAGCCCAGAGCCCAGGAAGCUUUCUGCUGUCCUCUUUGGCUGCAAUCCAUUCACUUGUACUCCACUUCAUUAAUCCUUUUUAAUUAUCCACCUCAUUAUCUAAAACCAACUGGUGCCCCAAUGCUUCUGUGCAUUCUCAUAAUCUGUGCCAAAUUACAGACCAGAAAUCACAGCAUAUGGCGAAGAAGAAGAGUGAGGCAGGAGGAUAGCCGGAAUCCAAAAGGUCAUCUCUCCCUAACAAUUGAUUUCAUAUGGAAGCAUAUCCCUGAAUUUGUGCUAUUUAUAACACAAUGUGAUGCAGCUGAUUUCUUGGAUACAUCUGCAGCCAGGUCACAGUCAUUGAGUGGUGACGCUAUGCCAGGUCUCUGGAAUGGAUCGUGAUCAAGCAUUGCUGGAGACACUCACUUAGGCUAUGGAGAAAAGAAACUAAAUAACACUGUCAUCCUGUUCUUGAAUUUCACAUAUUUUGAUCAAAUGAAGCAAGCUGGUCAGGUUAUACACAUUUAUCUGAAAAGUAAAUGCCCUGGUCAUAACUCUACAAUUUCCCAACAUGCUGCAAGAAGUAAUUGUAGAGAAAAUUGCUGCAUUAAGUGUGACUCAGCCUCAUCCAUCAGAGACCAAUGUGCCUCUUAGGUAUGAUUGAAGUCAUGAUCUAACAAAUAUAGAGAGGAAGGAUCUUUGAGAUUGUGGGCAUCUCCACACCCAUACCUAUCCCAGUUACAUAAAUUUCCAUCUUCUGCAUUUCUUAUUUCUCUUGUUUGAGUCUUCUAUUGGGUCUAGAAUAUGAAAUAAUUUCCUGCCAGAGGUGUGUACCUAGAUCAGGGUAGGCAAACAUGGCCUUCCAGAUGUUGCAUCAAGCCAGCAGAUCAGAUAAAGUCAGCAUAUGAUAUGACUUAAUGAGAGUCAGUGUAGCGGUUUGCUUGUAGGACUGGGAGGCCAGAGUAUGUAUCUCCAUUCAACUAUGAAGCCCCACUAGGUGAUCUUGGGCAAGUCAUAUUCUCUCAGCCUCGGAGAAAGACAAAGAAAAAGCCCCUCUAAACAAAACAUGACAAAAACCCUAUGAUAAGUUUGCCAUAAGUCAGAAAUGAAUUGAAGGCACACAACAACAACAGAAACUGAAGCUGAGCAACAUUUAGGGAGCCACAAUUUGCCCCCAACCACAAACCCCUUGGCCUGGACUUUCAGCCCUAUUGUUAUAAUGUAACACAUUCUCAAUUGAGAAUCAAAACUGAACUCUCCUCCAAUUUUUUUAUGAUGAAAUGAGUCUAUGUGAGGCAAUGUGUGAUGCAAUGAGUCUUGGCCCACAAAUCAAAUCCUCCACGCGCCAUGCCCAUUCCUUGAUCUCUGCAGGUGAUGGGAUGUUUAGCAGGUUCAUGUUCACUCAUGCUGUCUUAUUAGUACAGUCAACAGAAAUAACACAAAAGGAUUGUGGAGUACGAGUACUUUAAAAAACUGACUAUGUAUCUUUUAUGGAUACAUAAUCAGUGUAUCUUCCGCCAAAAGAUUUAUUCAGACCAACUUUUGGAAUUGAAACUGGUCUGUUUUUGAAGCAUGUUAAACCAAUUGAAUGCAACUGGCUGUCUCCUACUGCAAUAUCUUUAUUUUAUUUUUAUUUAUUUAUAGUCAGCAAACUAUCAAGACACUAUAUUAAUACACACAUCAUGGUUAAAAAUAAAUAUUGAUUCAAUGUUUUAUUCAGGUUGGCCUCCAUGAGAUUUUGUGUUGGUGGGAGAAAAAAAGAGGGAGCUACUUGUCCAGGACUAGACAUUUCAGAAUGGUAGUAUCAUUUCAAAGCAGAAAUCCCUAUCUAUACAGUAAUCACGAGGAAGGCUAUCUUUACAUCCCUCUGCAACUAUGGGUAUAUGCACUCUUUGUAAUUAUAGUACAGGUGUUUUGCAUCCACUAUAACAGUAACACCUCCGUCUUAUGGUAUCCUGGGAUUUGUAGCUUUGUGUGGUAUUGGAAAUUCACACUCAGAGAGCACCAGUCUGCAAAGGGUAAACUGAAAAAUUCUGUAUUUCUACACCAAUCUACAAAUCCCAAGAUUCCUCAGAAUACAGAAAUGACAAGGUGGUAUCAGAUAAUUAUAAUUGUGCACUGGGAUAUAUCUAUGUUACCAGCAGAUAAUCACGAUCCUACUGCUAUUUUAAAUAGUGCAUUUAACCAAAUCUGCUUUCUCUAAGUCCCCCAUGUAUUCCUCUCAAUUCUAACUAUUUAGCUAAUAAUAAUAAAACUGCCCAAAAUGACAACAAUAAUCAAUAAUCAGUCAAGUCUCACAAUUUUAUUAACAAAUAGCAAUGUCAAAGUUGCACCAGAAAAAAAGGCCUCAAUCCUCUUGAAGUAGCUAAUCUUUGGUGGAAAAUAGGUUUUCCUGUAGGUAAAAAAAGAAAGACAGCAUGGUUAAUUUGUAAGUGAUGUGUAAUACCAGCUACCAUCCAACAACAACUCAUAUAGAAAUCUGUCAUCUAAUACUUGAAAAUGGUUUGGUAAAUAAAGUAAUCUAUGCAAUGAUCAGGUGACAAGAAAUUCAGGUUUGAAAGGUAUUAUUGUUCAGACUUCUAAAUAUAUGUUGGUCUGCAUUGUGAAUAAUUUUGCUACUACUCUUCGAUAUUUAACUAGCUCUAAUGAUUUAACUAGCUCUAAUAGCAUGUUAUGUGCCAACAAUUUACUAGACAAGAAAGUAUUUGUUUGGAUGAUGACAUUAGAUGAAAAAGUUAAAAACAAACAUACAAAGGAGCAAUUCAUAGAGAGCAAUCCUAUGCAUAUUGACACAAAACUAAGUCCCAUAUCCAGAUCAGUAGGAUUUAGGUUAAAGGUAAAGGUUUUCCCCUGAUGUUAGUCCCGUCAGGUCUGACUCUGGGGGUUUGUGCUCAUCUCCAUUUCUAAGCCGAAGAGCCGCCAUUGUCCAUAGACACCUCCAAGGUCAUGUGGCCGGCAUGACUGCAUGGAGCACCGUUACCUUCCCGACGGAGCGGUACCUAUUGAUCUACUAACAUUGGCAUGUUUUCGAACUGCUAGGUUGGCAAAAGCUGGAGCAACAGCGGGCGCUCACUCCUCUCCCGGGAUUUGAACCUGGGACCUUUCGGUCUGCAAGUUCAGCAGCUCAGUGCUUUAACACACUUCGCCACCGGGGCUCCAGUAGGACUUACAAUGUAUUAAAAUGUUUAGCCUUAACAAGCUUAAGCAGUACUGGAAAGAUCAAUUUUUAAAGAAAGAGUUCUGAAGGCCAUUCAGUUCCAUAUCCACCCAACACAAUGGCAGCCAUCAGACUGCAAGAAUCUCCUGCUUCUGCUUACCUAUGGGAAGUCAAAGGGGAGAUGGUUCAGAUACUGAAGAAACAAUUGGUCUUAGCUCAGAGGAGUUAAGAAUGGUAUACUUAGAGUGCACCCUUUUUUUUCUUCCUUGAGAACCCAUGGCAGCCAAAUCUUCAUUGCCUGAGUUGCAUCAUACAUCCCUAUUACUAAGCAGUCACAGUAUCCCUUCUUGGAGCUUGAAGACUGCCAGAGGUCCAUUUUAGGCUCAGAGCAAAUAGCUAGCAAAUUGUUCCCUGUAGCCUGUCAGCAUGUAAGGCACACUUAUGCACAGAUAUAUCACUAACAGGACACCUCCUCAUAUUAGAAUCAUAGAGUUGGAAGAGACCACAGGGGCCAUCCUGUUAUGCAGAAACACACAAUCAAAGCACCCCUGACAAAUGGCCAUCCAGCCUCUGCUUAAAACCUCCAGAGAAGGAGGCGCCACCACACUCUGAGGCAGCAUAUUCCACUGUCAAAGAGCUCUUGUAAUUAGAAAAUUCUUAAUAAUGUUUCAGUAGAAUCUUCUUUCCUGCAAUUUGAAUCCAUUGUUCCAUGUCCUAGUCUCUGGCAGAGCAGAAAACAAGCUUGCCCCCUCCUCAAUGUGACAUCCUUUGAAAUAUUUAAACAUGGCUAUCAUGCUCCCUCUCAGCCUUUCUCCAAGCUAAACAUACCCAUAUCCCUCAGCCACUCCUCUUAGGGCUUGAUUUCCAAACAUUUGACCAUUUUAGUUGCCCUUCUCUUGCCAAUAUUCUUCUUAAAUGGUGGUGCCCAGAUCUAUCAAGAUAUCCAUUGACAAUAUAAGGUGUUUUUUUCAGGUUAUGCCACAAGAUAUACUGAUAGUGAUGUAAUGGGCUAUUCCUUUGAUUUUUAUUUUAAACAGGCUGGCACAUCUUGCACAGAUGUAUUAUUUGUUUGUUUGUUUAUUUAUAUACCGCUCUUCUCCCCCAGAUUUGGGUGAAGUCAAAGUGUUGCUGCUUUUUAGAUGUCAAGGUUGCUGUGAGUACCCAAAUAUUAGCAAACACAAGGGAAUGCUAACAAUUCCAGAACAUGGAAAGCCUGGCAUUGUGGUGGGGAUGAAUGUCUCGUGUACAUGACACAUGACCUGCCUGAUAUGUAAGCUGAGCCGAAGCACCGGUAUAGAUAUUAUCUCACAGAAUAGUAGAUCUAAGUUGUAGAUUUUGAAGUGUCAUGCAAAAUCCUCCUGUUUCACUGUAACCAAAUUUCAUCUCCAGUCAAAUUGGCAAUAAGAUAAUCUGUGCCCUGCCUAAACUGGUUACUGAUCCAAGUAGAAAAAUUGUUGUAGGAAAACAAGGUGUCAGGAGCAAGGCAGUCAUUAGCAUCAUCUUGAUCUACAAUGCCAAUUUGGCAAGAGGAGUAAAAUAAAACUACAGUGCAAAUGCUGUAUCUGGUAUUGGUUAACUUAGAGAAACUUAACUAAUAAGUUGUUUUAAAAAGAACUAGAGCCCAGGAAAUUUUCUUCUUUUAGGCUUUCGAUACCAUCGACCAUGGUAUCCUUCUGGGGAGGCUCUCUGGGAUGGGGCUCGGUGGCACGGUUUUGCAGUGGCUCCAGUCCUUCCUGGAGAUGGUGAAGCUGGGGGACACCUGCUCGGACCCCUGGCCAUUGACCUGUGGGGUUCCGCAGGGGUCUAUCUUAUCCCCAUGCUAUUUAACAUCUACAUGAAACCACUGGGAGAGGUCAUCCAGAGUUUUGGAGGGCGUUGCCAUCUCUACGCAGAUGACAUGCAAAUCCACUACUCGUUCCCAUCUGAUUCCAAGGAAGCCCCUCGGAUGCUGAACCAGUGCCUGGCCGCUGUGGCGGACUGGAUGAGGGGGAACAAGCUGAGAAUAAAUCCCGACAAGACAGAGGCCCUCCUGGUCAGUCGUGCGUUGGAUCGGGGUAUUGUGUGGCAACCUGUGCUGAACGAGGUUGCACUCCCCCUGAAAUCACAGGUCCGCAGUUUGGGGGUCCUCCUGGAUUCAGCGUUGAUGCUUGAAGCACAGGUGUCGGCGGUGGCCGGGAGGGCCUUUGCACAACUCAAACUUGUGCGCCAACUGCGACCAUACCUCGUGAAGUCUGACUUGAUCACGGUGGUCCAUGCCUUAGUUACCUCUAGACUGGACUACUGUAAUGCGCUCUACGUGGGGCUUCCCUUGAAGACGACCCGGAAAUUACAAUUGGUCCAAUGCUUGGCUGCCAGAUUAAUAACGGGGGCAAGUUACAGGGAGAGAUCCACUCCCUUGUUUAAGGAGCUCCACUGGCUGCCGUUCAUUUUCUGGGCCCAAUUCAAGGUGCAGACCAUCAUUUAUAAAGCCCUAAACGGUUUGGGACCCACCUACCUCCGUGACCGUAUCUCCUACCAUAAACCUGCCCGAUCUUUGCGAUCAUCCGGGGAGGCCCUUUUGUCACUGCUAUCUAUAUCCCAGGCCCGUCUUGUGAGUACAAGGGAGAGGGCCUUUUCCGCUGUGGCCCCCCGACUAUGGAAUUCACUACCUACUGAGAUCAGGCAUGCUCCCACUCUGUUAGCUUUUAGGAAAGACCUGAAAACAUGGCUCUUCCGCUGUGCUUUCGGUGAGUAAUUUCUGUUAUAUAUUUCUGUAUUGCUCCCCCCUCAACAUCUACCCUCUAGAUUGCCCCGCUUUCAUGUGUCCCUGUCCACAGUGGAGUACUCCUCUGUUCCUCUCACUCCGAGUUUUAUCCUUGUGCCCAUGCGGCCUGCCCUGUUUUACUGUUUUCUGAUUUUGUGAUGUAAUGUUUAUUAUCAUCUAUUGUAUUGCUUUUAAUUGUGCUAUGGUAUACUGUUUUCAUAUUUUAUUAUAUUGUACUGUUCUGGGUGUGGCCCCAUGUUAGCCGCCCCGAGUCCCCGUUGGGGAGAUGGUGGCGGGGUAUAAAUAAAGUUUUAUUAUUAUUAUUAAAUGGCAAUUGGUGAUUCCCAUUUCAAUGGGCUGCUCUUUCCAAUUUAGAUUUUAGCCUGCACUUCAAAUAAGCUAUCCACAGUGCUGAAGCUAUUGGAGGAGAAUGGUUCUGCACCUGAAUAGCUACAUUCAAAUUCAAACUAAAACAGAGAACACAAUUACCACUCCACUGACAUGAAAACUACCAACUCCAGCUCCUGCAACAGAAUAAUUGGGGAGAAUCUUCAGUUGUAUUCCAAAAAUGUCACUUUUCCAAACUGGAGGGGAUAUCAGACAAAUUUAUCUUGGAGGUCCUAUGCAUGCUACACAUUACUUCCAAGGAGAUGUAAGUUUAGCUGUUUGAGAGCCCUUGUAGUGUUAAAACUCAAACUGAGUGGGCAAGGUUCAAAUCCCCGCCCAGUCAUGAUGUGGUCACAGUGUAACCUGUCUCACAACAUUGUUGCUGUGUGUCGAUAUACAUAUUGUAGGAGGGAAUAAUGAAGAUUACAGAGGUAUGCAAAUCUUGUUUUACUGUGACACCCUCAACUUUUUGCUGAAUUCUUCUCAUUUCCUUGAGCCAUACACCACUGAAUGACUUUUUUCUUUAAGUUAGAGGGCAUCUAUAACUUAGAUGGCUUUGAUGGCUGAAAGCAAGGAGGAGCUGAGGAGCCUCAUAACCAAGGUGAAAGAAGAAAGUGCAAAAGCUGGGUUGCAGUUAAACAUCAAGAAAACCAAGAUUAUGGCAACCAGACAGGUUGACAACUGGCAAAUAGAGGGAGAAAACAUGGAGGCAGUGACAGACUUCGUAUUUCUAAGCACGAAAAUUACUGCAGAUGCAGACUGCAGCCAGGAAAUCAGAAGAUGUUUCCUUCUUGGGAGGAGAGCAAUGACCAAUCUCGAUAAAAUAAUGAAGAGUAGAGACAUCACACUGGCAAUGAAGGUCCACAUAGUUAAAGCAAUGGUAUUCUCCAUAGUAACUUAUGGAUGGGAGAGUUGGAUCAUAAGGAAGGCUGAGUGAAGGAAGAUAGAUGCUUUUGAAUUGUGGUGUUGGAGAAAAAUCCUGAGAGCGCCUUGGACCACAAGAAGAUCCAACCAGUCUAUACUCCAGGAAAUAAUGCCCGGAUGCUCACUGGAGGUAAGGAUAUUAGAGGCAAAGAUGAAAUAUUUUGGCCUCAUAAUGAGAAGACAGGAAAGCUUGGAGAAAAUAAUGAUGCUGUGGAAAACGGAAGAAAAAAGGAAGAGGGGCUGACCAAGGGCAAGAUGGAUGGAUGAUAUCCUUAAAGUGACUGGCUUGACCUUGAAGGAACUGGGGGCGGUGAUGGCCGACAGGGAGCUCUGGUGUGAACUGGUCCAUGAGGUCAUGAAGAGUCAGAAGCGACUGAAGGAAUAAACAACAACAUAACUUAGACAGUUUUCAUGCUGCAUUUAUUUGUAAGCUGGAGCCAGAUGAAGACAAGUAAUCACCCCCCCACAAAACAAAGCCUAUAGCUCCGCAUCCAACUUCAGAUUUUCCAAAAGCAAUAUCAGAUAAUGAUAUGCUAUCAUCUAAAGACCGAACAGAAGAUUCCCUACUCUAUAACCACAUUUUAUUUAACAAUAUUUUAAAAUCUUGCGAAUUAAUACCAUAAGGAACUACAUGAAUUAUUCCAAGAGAUCCCCAUAGAUGAAUAGAUCCACAUGGACACAUCUCAGAAAUCAUCUAUUCUCUACCCACGAUAUCCUCUGUAUGAUGCCAACUCUGUGACAGCUGACGUUUUUCUUUUCACCCAGGCAGCAACAAAACUUUGGGCAAAAUUGACAUUCUAACAGGAUAUCUCCAGUUAAAAGACCCUUCAGAGUUUAGAAAAAACUGGGAGCCCUUCAAAAGGUUUUUAGAAGGAAAGAUUAUUUCAACGUGGGGGUUUCAAGUUUGACUAUUAUAAAAUUUAAUUUUCAUCACUCUGUUUAACUUCCCUCUGAAAAAAGUCAUGAUGAAGAAUCUUUUGGAACUAUUUGAUGUGACUUUCUUUUCUAUAGUACAUGUAUUAUGGCAGAAUUCUUGAGAUGUGAAUGUUACGUUUGUGUUCAGCAAAGGUAUUAUGUGUGGUUCCUGAUAUUUUUUUCCUUUUCUUUCUUAUCUUUCUUCCCUACUUUUCUUUACCUAAAAUGUUCCCCCACUUUUUAUGUAGUAAAUUUUUUUCUUUAUAAUAAAAAUAUACAUUAAAAAACGUUGGGCAACAUUUAUUGCUGGUACUCCAGUUGAGGAUGUUUGUUUAAUUUAUUUUUACUUAAUCUAAAUUUAAGUAUUGCUGUUUAUAUUUAACUAGCAUAUCUACCUGGCAUUGCCCAAGUGUAGGAGGGGCCACUGUCUCCCCACACACACACACUCCCACACUUUCAUCCCUUCUUUCUCCUUCUCCCUCCCUCCCUUCUCCUUUCCCUUCUCUUUCUAUUUCUUUCCUUCCUCUCCCCUUUCUCCCUUCUCCAGCUCUGAGAGAACCUCACAAUGUCUCCAAAGCAACAUGGUUCAUUUUGUGGCUCUUUCCUUUCUUCCUUUCUUCCCCUCAUAUACAUGUCACUUUUCUUUCCCAGUGAUAUCACAGAGGGGCACUUCACCUAGCACAGCCAAUCAAGUGACAUCACAAGGUACCACUGAAUUAUCACCUAGCAACAGCCUUUGUUGUACAGAACAACAGACAGACACACUUUGACUUGCAUGUGUGUGUGUAUUUAACUGUAUUAUAUUGUUAAUAUCCAAGAUCUAUAUAUGCCAACUAUUUUAGGCAGUUCUUUGAUGUUUGUGCUCUUUUUAUUGUAUGUAUUUUGUACACAAGCUGUCUAUUGUAUAAGCAUAAAUAAUAAACUCCUACCACAAAUACAUAAUCCAGGCAUCCUAAAUGGUUGGUUAUCUCAAGCACUGAGAGCUGCGGUGGCGCAAUGGGUUAAACCCUUGUGCCACCUGAACUGCUGACUGAAAGAUCUAAAGGUUAGCUGUUCAAAUCCACGUGACGGGGUGAGUGCCCGUCUGUCAGCCCCAGCUUCCUAUGUGGGGACAUGAGAGAAGCCUCUUACAGGAUGGUAACACAUCCAGGCAUUUCCUGAGCAACGUCUCUGUAGACUGCCAAAUCUCUCACACCACAAGCAGCAUGCAAUAUAUUCUCAAUUCGCUUCUGACAUGAUAAAAAAAUCUCAAGCACUGAAACUCUCACUUUUGGGUCAUAUGGAUAUGCACCAAGGUAUGUGAAAGACAAGAAAACUUACUUAUGAAAUUACAUUCUAUCCCUAAUGUCCCAGAGAACACCAUCCAAACUGAUAUGCAACCCUUUACAGUAAAAUCCCAUACAAUGACUAACUCAUAAUGAAUACAAUUUUCAAUGGAGUCAUGACUCAUCUAGCUACCAACCUCUGCCACUUUGUACUGAUAUGUAGCUACUUCGUUUUUGGAAAUAACAUAUGCCUACAAGUUAAUGGUAUGUUAUAGGAAUUCACUUGGAACUUUUAAACAUUACUAAUUAGGGAUCUUUUUGGUGGGAGCGAAACUUAAAACACUGCCAAAGAAUCAAGAAUAAUGCCCUCGAUCACUUUUGAGCUCAUAAACUGUUAGAAGCAUUACAUCUGAUAUGUACAUAGUUGGAACAUUUCCACAACAAGGUCAUUACAUCGGUUGUGCAAGUAAGCUGAGCUAGCUGUCCUCCAGCUCAUGUAUAUGACACAUGAUAUGGGCACUUGGCAAUCACAAUGAUUGCCUGGCAGGAACUCCUCUGAUGCUGCAGCUGGAAAAAGUGCUCCUGCGGUCCCAGAAAUCGCUGCCACCAAUCAUUACGAUUGCCUGGUUCACACUUUAGAUUUGUACACUGAAUUUUUUUUUCCAAAAUGCAGGCAAGGUCUUGUAUUAUUUUUCAUUGGUAAAUUAUCAUCAUAUUAAAUAGAGGAGAGAUAAAAACCUGCCAAUUUAGCACCAUAACUGGCCUGUGAAUGUUUAACAGAAAUGAUUAUUUAAAAGACAGAAAAAAGAUCACAUUCUCAAGGUAUGCAAUUAAAAGAGUAACAUUUCUCCAUUAGAUUAAGGUGGGAACAAGAAGUGGUCAGUCUCCCAGUGUGGGGGGGAUUAGACUACAGUUUCCAAGGUUCAUAGCAUCAGACUCUGCCUCUCUAAAGGGCAUUUGGCAAAGAGUUCCAGAAUUACACUUUGUCCAUCUUGAUGUACACUUACGCUAACCUAGCUUACAAGGCUAUUUUAAGGGUUACUAAAAUGUGUGUAUGGAAUAAUUUGAGUAUUUUAAAGUGCUGUAUUAUAAAUGUCAAGUUUUAUUAUUUUCUCUAUAUGUAGCCAAUUAUUAAUCUUCUCCAUUGACAAUAAUUUAUAAUAGCUAUUACUUUGUUGACUAUCAAGCUCACCAUGACAACUCCCUUUGAAAAGGAAAUUGAACAUCAUCAUUAUUCUUAUAUCUGAAACAUUAAUUAACACUGUUUUGACAUCCAUACAGGCUCAAUUAAAACACACACAAACACAGAAGCCAUUCUACUGCCUAAUCAGAUUCCAAAGUUACAGCUACACUAUGUUUUUUACAGGGUUUUCUAGGGUUGAAAGUGUGUGAGUUUUGGCCAGAAUCACCCAGUGGGUUUCCAUGGUGAAGCAGGGAACCAAACCCGGGUCUUUGGAGCCAUGGCCCAAUAGUCCAAUAUUCAAACCACUAAACCAGGACGACUCUCAUAUGAGGCACAAAAAGUAAGUUUUGUCCAAUGAACCCUCAAGACUGACAGUUAUUUUAGGUUUAUUGGCUGGAUUGAUGGUUGUUUUAUAUUUUGUUAUAAUGUUCCUGUUUUAUUCUGUUUUAUGUUAUUGUCUAUGUACUUACUAUGUACUAUGUAUGUAUUUAGUACUGUAUGUUAUAUUUUAUAUUUUAGCUAUGUUGAUUGGGCUCGUCCCCAUGUAAGCCACCCUGUGUCCCUUCAGGGAGAUGGAGGCAGGAUAGCAUUAUCAUCAUCAUCAUCAAGACUUGAUUUUUGUAAUGCAGUGUCUCAAAACGUUAAUCCUCAGACUACAACUCCUAAACACUCUGAGAGUUAAGAGUCUCAACAAUUAGAGGACCUAAAGAUGCCCACAAAUGCUUCAGGGGAUGGAAGGGAUAUUUUUUGGAGCUGUGGUAAGUGAAACCAUGGAUACAGAAUCCAUGGAUAAUAGCAUCAUAUAGUGUACUAGAACGAGCACAUUCAAUCACAUGAAACAUCCCAUUGUUUACGAUAACAUUCAUUUUAUUUCUUUUGGAUAUUUAAUAAAGCAGUACAGCUUUAUAUUCACUAAUCCUUUCAACUAAUGGGGGCUUUAAAAGGGCUGCUUGUUUUGUUUUGUUUUUUAAGUGAACCAGUUCUUUGGGUUGUGUGUCAUAUGCCUGUGCAAAAGGAACCCAGUUCACUUCUAAAAUGCAGUGUCGUGUUUUUGGGUUAACCUCUUCAAUUCAUUUCAAACACUGGAUUUGUUUACUAUGAGACAAAGCGGUGGGGGAGAAGUCAUGUUAAGUAACUCCAAAGAAUUGACCCAUCACACCAGCGAUACAGUACACCUGCUUCUUUAUAAAACGCACCUGUCAACAACAAGAGAGGAUUACAGUAAUUCUUCUGGGUAACUUUUGAUGUUCUGAUUACAUAAUUGUAUUGAUUACAUAACUGCACAGCUGAUAAUUCUGCAACCUAGAGUCAUGAACACAAUAGUCCUGAUUUGGAAGAGCAUUAUUAUUACCUGGUGUAUAAACACAGGCCUGUUUUCCCUCACAGUGCUAUGAACCAUAGUUCAAACAUACAGAUACCUACCUGCCCACUUUGUAACCAAAAAUACCACUGUCAUUAUUUCCACAAUAAAGAGUUCACCCACAGAUUAAUUAUCAUGGUGCAGGAGAGAUUCUGGCAUAGCAGGCUGGACAAUCACUUUUUUAAAAAUCCAAUUAAAACAUUUUAAUUGCUCUCUCUCUCUUGCCAUGUCACUGUCUUGUUUGUUCAACACAUCUCUAUGGUUUGGUAGUGAAGUGUAUAUAUGUGUGUUGUACCUUUGGGCUUGGAACUGAAGUGUCUAUGUGUGUCUUGUCCCUUUGGAUCUCUUUGUUUAUGUCAGAAGAGCCCAAUUCUCCUUGAGUCUUCCUAUAUUCAACAGACCUCAUUUCCGAGAAAGUGUGGAUAGGAAGUGAAUUCUUAAAAGCUCAUUUAAUGCACGUUUGGAGGGUUUCCUUAAUCUGAAUUUUGUUAAGGACCCAUGAACUGCCAAGCUGUAUCUAAUGUCAAAGGAAAGUAUCUAAUUCCUAACAUCCUCCCUGCGCUGGCUAUACAAAUCCAUGUCAAAUUUGAAAAGCGAAGCAACACAUAGACCUUGGGUGCAUCUACACCAGGCAUGGGCAAACAGUUUGCCCAUGCCUGAUCUACACUGUGGGGUUAAUGCAGCUUGGAACCUCUUUAACCGCCAGGACUGAAUGCCAUGGAGUCCUGGGGGUGAGACCUCAGCGCUCUGGCACAGGAAACUAAAACCUUGUAUGACUAUGAUUUCAUAGGCAGUUAAAUUGAUUGUCAUUUAUGCAUUUCAAUAUUACAGUACAUAUAUAUUGGUCAUGACUUUAUGGUUUUAUGUUUUUAUUUUUAAUACUUCUUUGUUUCUCUUUUUGUAUGUUUUGGGUUUUAAAUUGUACGUUUUCAUUUUAUUGUUGAACAUGGUGAGCUGCCUUGCAUCUUUUUAAGAGAGAAAAAGUGGGAUGAUAUUGGGGUGUUGUGUUGUUACUAUGCCGUGUGCUAGCCACAUUUUUUCCAGGAUGUUUUGCCUGCAUCUGUGGCUGGCAUCUUCAGAAGAUGAUAUUAUUAUUAUUAUUAUUAUUAUUAUUAUUAUUAUUAUUAUUAUUAUUAUUAUUAUUAUUACAGUAGAGUCUCACUUAUCCAAGCUAAACGGGCUGGCAGAAACUUGGAUAAGCAAAUAUCUUGGAUAAUAAGAAGGGAUUAAGGAAAAGCCUAUUAAACAUCAAAUUAGGUUAUGAUUUUACAAAUUAAGCAUCAAAACAUCAUGUUUUACAACAAAUUUGACAGAAAAAGUAGAAUACGCAGUAAUGUUAUGUUAUAAUUACUGUAUUUACGAAUUUAGUACCAAAAUAUCAUGAUAUAUUGAAAACAUUGACUACAAAAAUGCCUUGGAUAAUCCAGAGGCUUGGAUAAGCGAGGCUUGGAUAAGUGAGACUCUACUGUAUUAUUAUUGGAAUAUUAUUAUUGUUAUUAAGAAAAUAUUUUUAUUUUUGUUGUUGAGAUGAUAUUGUUGUUAUUAGGAUGAUACUAUUAUUAUUGGGAUGAUAUUAUUAUUAUUACUAUUAUAAUUUGACAAGCCAAUAAAAUCAAACUUUUUGUCAUCAUCAGAAAUGAGAGUAGCACAGUUUAAAUCAAUUUAUGCUAAUUUUAAAUAUGUAUUUAUUUAUAUUUCCAUCAUGUCAAUUUUUUAAAAUAAUACGAAUGGUACAUUACAGAGGCUACUGUAAAGUCUACACAUUUCACGUCGUAUUUGUGUAACACAGUGGUUCUCAAC